This is a messenger RNA of Ruditapes philippinarum (Manila clam), 5366 nucleotides long. RefSeq lists its product as uncharacterized. Bases 9 to 5078 code for a protein of 1689 amino acids. Lineage: Eukaryota; Metazoa; Mollusca; Bivalvia; Venerida; Veneridae. The record is from RefSeq and is a predicted model, not a curated record. The transcript has 31 exons. Gene Ontology annotation, molecular function: scavenger receptor activity.
AGGUUCUGAUGCAGCAAAUGCUUUCAAGGAUGAUUUAUGUUCUAAUCCUGUCGUUACUUCUACAUUUUCAUGACAUACAGACGAUGAAAACAAUGCCGGUAGACAACCUAGUUCAAAGAAUAAAGUCGCAAGUGUCGGUACGAUUGUCGAGUACCAGCAAUUAUAAUGUUCCAGAAACAUCCUGGGAUAAUUACAAUGCUAUAGACAAUGUCUAUCUUGAAGACCCAAACACUUGCAGGUGCUGUGCUUCGACAUCAGGCACUGAACCACCAUGGCUACAAUUAGACUUGGGCAGGAUUUAUAGAGUCAGUGUCAUUCGGAUAUUUGGACGAUUUGACAAAGGACACACGGAUGAGUAUCAGAACAUUUCAGUAUUUGUAAGCAACACGACAACAUUGACAACAAUAAAUGGAACGUUAAUAUAUAAUGGUAGUACGAAAAAUGACAGUCACUUGUAUGAGCUUCAAGCAUCAAGUUCAUACCUAUUUAGAUAUCUGAUGAUACGACGAUCAUCUGUAAGUGUGUUGACAAUAUGCGAGAUAAAGAUGGUUCAAGAUACUAUAGACCUACUAAGCGUAAUACGAAACACUUCAAUUACAAAUCAAUCCAGCAUUUUUAUGGAUAACCCUUCAUACAAUGCGAUCGAUGGAAUAGAUAAUUAUGACGUAGACCAUUGCUAUUGCUGCAGUGUUACACAGGCUGCACCUUCCCCAUCAUGGUGGCAGGUAGAUCUAAGAGACAAGUACACGAUUUACGUGGUGGAAUUAUAUGGAAGAGGCGAUCUGACAAACAAUAAUCAGUUACAAGGUGCUGAAGUGUAUUCAUGUGGCACGCCUGUUUGCUCAGUAGACUCGGGCGAAUUGUUAUUUACAGUACAAGAAAUCAUAAAUUCUACGCAUUCUGUUCAUUUUCUACCUGAACCAGUUACUGCACAAAGCUUUAUGAUUAGUCUUGUCGGCAAUAUUCUCACUAUUUGUGAGUUUGUCAUUUACACAGAAGAUAAAAUCUGUAAUGUUGGACAUUUUGGAAAAUCGUGUUCUCAGAAAUGUCAUUGUUUGGACUAUAAAGUAUGUGAUUCAUUGACUGGACAAUGCCAGACACCUUAUUGUUUACCUGGUUGGGAUGGAUCAGCUUGCAAUGUAUCGUGUCCUCACGGAACGUUUGGUGAAAAUUGUAAAACGGAAUGUCACUGUUUCAACGAAUCCUCGUGCAAUACAAUAAACGGUACAUGUUCAAUAGGUAUUUGUGAAGCAGGUUGGCAAGGUAGUUCUUGUAGUCUAGAGUGUCCUACUCGAACAUUUGGACAAAAUUGUUCAAAUGAAUGUCACUGCUUCAAUGAUACAUUAUGUGAUAAAGUCAAUGGAGUUUGUUCAUCUAAUAAAUGUGAUCCCGGCUGGCAAGGUGAUUCUUGUAGUCAAGCGUGCCCUCAUGGAACGUUUGGUGACAGUUGUGAAAUGGAAUGUCACUGUUACAACAACUCCUCGUGCAAUAAUAUCAACGGAACAUGUUCAAUAGGUAUUUGUGCUGCAGGUUGGCAUGGUAGUUCUUGUAGUCAAGAGUGUCCUGCUCGAACAUUUGGACAAAAUUGCUCAAAUGAAUGUCACUGUUACAAUGAAACAUCAUGUGAUAAAGUCAGUGGCAUGUGUGCAUCAGGUAGUUGUGAUCCCGGCUGGCAGGGUGAUUCUUGUAGUCAAGAGUGCUCUCACGGAACGUUUGGUGAUAAAUGUAAGAUGGAAUGCCACUGUUACAACGACUCCUCGUGUAAUAACAUCAACGGAACAUGUCCAAUAGGUAUUUGUGAUGCGGGUUGGCAAGGUAGUUCUUGUAGUCAAGAGUGUCCUGCCCGGACAUUUGGACAAAAUUGCUCAAAUGAAUGUCACUGUUAUAAUGAAACUUCAUGUGAUAAAAUCAGUGGACUUUGUGCAUCUAGCGGCUGUGAUCCCGGUUGGCAGGGUGAUUCCUGUAGUCAAGGCUGUCCAAACGGAACAUUCGGCGAUAAUUGUAAAAUGGAUUGCCACUGCUACAACGAAUCCUCAUGCAACACAAUCAACGGUACAUGUGCAAUAGGUUUUUGUGAUGCUGGUUGGCACGGCAGUUCUUGUAGUCAAGAGUGUCCUACUCGAACAUUUGGACAAAAUUGUUCAAACGAAUGCCACUGUUACAAUGAUACAUCAUGUGAUAAAGUGAAUGGUGUGUGUUCAUCUAAUAAAUGUGAUAUCGGCUGGCAAGGUGAUUCUUGUAGUCAAGAGUGUCCUUACAGAACAUUUGGUCUAAAUUGUGAAACAGAUUGUCACUGUGCAAGGAAUACAUCUUGCAACAAUGUGAACGGCACGUGCUUUAUAGGAGACUGUGAAUCGGGUUGGCAGGGAAGCUCUUGCAGUCAAGGUUGUCCUCAAGGAAAAUUUGGCCCGAAUUGUGAAAGCGAAUGCCACUGUUUCAAUAGAUCAUCAUGUAACAGUACAAAUGGGGAAUGCUUUAUGGGAAGGUGUGAUCCGGGCUGGAUUGGGGUUUCCUGUAGUCAAGAAUGUCCGUUAAGGAAAUUUGGUUCAGAUUGUGAACAUGAGUGUCAUUGUUUCAACAACACAUCAUGUAAUAAUACCGACGGUGAGUGUUCCAUAGGAUACUGUGAUCCAGGUUGGCAUGGCAAUGCUUGUAAUGAACAUAAUAGCACAAUACCUACUAGUACACAAUCAACACUUCUCCCAACUACAGAAACUAGAAGUACUUCAACAAACGUUAUAACUAAUAGGAAAGGGAAACUUAAUGUCGGAGAGAUCGGAGGGAUAUCAAUCGGUGCUAUCUUGGUGGUAGCUGUCAUUUUUGUACUCGUCUUAUUCUUAAAACGUCGAGCAAGAAAUGUUUUUGGCCAUAAAACGUUGCGUCUUCGACUACUUGUUUACGGAAAUGACUUCGGUGUGCCACAUGUUCUGGUACAAGAGAGGUUUUCAAGGAUGAUUUAUGUUUUCAUCCUAUCAUUACUUCUACACUGCCAUGACAUACUGACACUAAAGACAAUGCCGGUAGACAACCUUGUUCAGAGAAUAAAAGAGCAAGUGUCAGUUACAAUGUCGAGUACCAGCAAUUAUAAUGUUCCACAAUCAUCCUGGAAUAGCAGCAAUGCUGUAGACAAUGUCUUUCUAGGAGACCCAAACACAUGCAGGUGUUGUGCUUCUACAUCAGGUACCGAACCACCAUGGAUACAAUUAGAUUUGGGCGGAAUAUAUAGAGUCAGUGUCAUAAAGAUAUUUGGACGAUUUGAUGAAGGACACCAGGAACAGUAUCAGAACAUUUCAGUAUUUGUAAGCAACACGACAACAUUGACAACAAUAAAUGGAACGUUAAUAUAUAAUGGUAGUACGAAAAAUAACAGUCACUUGUAUGAGCUACAAGCAUCAAGGUCAUACCUGUUUAGAUAUUUAAUGAUACGACGGUUAUCUGUAAGUGUGUUGACAAUAUGCGAAAUAAAGAUGGUUCAAGACACUAUCGAUAUACUAAGCUUUAUACGAAACACUUCAAUUACACGUCAGUCCAGCAUUUUUAUGAAUAAUCCUUCAUACAAUGCGAUCGAUGGAAUAGAUAACUAUGACGUAGACCAUUGCAAUUGCUGCAGUGUAACACAGGCUACACCUUCCCCAUCUUGGUGGAAGGUAGAUCUAAAAGACAAGUACAAGGUUUACGUGGUGGAAUUAUAUGGGAGAGGCGAUCUGAAACACAAUGAUGAAUUACAAGGUGCUGAGGUGUAUUCCUGUGAUACAUUUGACUGCUCAUCAGAGUCCGGCCAAGUGUUAUUUACUGUGCAAGAGAUCACAACGUCUACGCAUUCUGUCCAUUUUCUACCUGAACCAGUCGUUGCACAAAGCUUCAUAUUAAGUCUUGUCGGAAAUAUGCUCACCAUUUGUGAGUUUGUCAUUUACACAGAAGAUAAUAUCUGUAAUGUUGGAUAUUUUGGAAAAUCGUGUUCUCAGAAAUGUCACUGUUUGGACUAUAAAGUAUGUGAUUCUUUGACUGGACAAUGUCAGACACCUUUUUGUUUACCUGGUUGGGAUGGAUCAGCUUGCAAUGAAUCCUGUUCUAACGGAACCUUCGGCGAAAAUUGUAAAAUGGAUUGCCACUGUUACAAUAAAUCCUCAUGCAACACAAUCAACGGCACAUGUUCAAUAGGUAUUUGUGAUGCAGGUUGGCGUGGUAGUUCUUGUAGUCAAGUGUGUUCUGGGCGGACAUUUGGACAAAAUUGCUCACAAGAAUGCCAUUGUUUCAAUAAUACACCGUGUGAUAAAGUCAUUGGUGUGUGUUCAUCUAAUAAAUGUGAUCCCGGCUGGCAAGGUGAUUCUUGUAGUCAAGAGUGUCCUUACGGAACAUAUGGUCAAAAUUGUGUAAACAAAUGCCACUGUUUCAACAAUUCACUCUGUGAUCGAAUCAAUGGCGAGUGUACAGCAGGAGGAUGUAGUCCUGGCUGGCUUGGUCAAUCUUGUAGUCAAGUGUGUCCUUACAGAACAUUUGGUCUAAAUUGUAAAACAAAUUGUCAUUGUGCAAGUAAUACGUCUUGCAACAAUGUUAAUGGUACGUGUUUUAUAGGAAACUGUGAAUCAGGUUGGCAGAGGAGUUCUUGUAGUCAAGCGUGUCCAUAUGGACGGUUUGGUCAAAAUUGUGGCAAAGAAUGUCAUUGUUUAAACAAAACACCAUGCAGCAAUACUGACGGUGCAUGCUCGACAGGGAAGUGUGAUCCAGGUUGGCAUGGAAGUUCAUGUAGUCAAGAAUGUCCGUAUAGAAGUUUUGGUUCAGAUUGUGAAAAUGAGUGUCAUUGUUUGAAAAACACAACAUGUAAUAAUAUCGACGGUAAGUGUUCCAUAGGAUACUGUGAUCCAGGUUGGCAUGGCAGUUCUUGUAAUGAACGUAAUACUCCUAUACCUACUACUACACAAUCAACACUUCGCACAUCUACAGCGGCUAGACGAAGAACGUCAACAGACGUUGUAAGUAACAAGGCGGCAGGAAAUGUAAAGGCAGGAGAGAUCGCAGGCAUAACAAUCGGUGUUAUCUUGACUGUAGAUGUAAUUUUGUUCUCGUUCUUUUCGUGAAAAAAGAGAAAAGAUUUUGCGACUUCGAUUACCCGUGUCAGCAGGAAAUAUAUUGAGUUUUCUUUGCGAUAAUCAUGUUCAGAAUGUUUUGCUCAUAUGUAUCAACAUUUAUGAUAAAACCAUAACUAACAGUAUAACAAAAAGAUUGAUUUUCAGUUCAGUUUAAUUUUCUUAUCACUGAAUAUGCAUGACUUUUUAUUUAGGAAAUUACUAUAUGAUUGUUUUUUUGUUUCUUUCAAUGUUAUGUUAUUUACCAUAUUUAGAAUAUUUAUAAACAUAAUUGUGUAU